AUCACAGAAUUACGAAAAUUUCUCAAAAUUGCAAAUUUUAUCUGAAUUUGGCAAAUAAUGUUACGAACUUGACUAAAAGUAACCUUGGCGUCUUGGCGAGUUGGCGGUCACCGUCUCACCAAUUGACAACAACAGCGGCGCCGGCGAGGUGUGAGAGGAUGAUGAUGCCGUCGUCGUCAAUGAUGAUUCGGCGGUUCUGCUGCUUCAGCGCCGUCUCAAAUCCUGCUACCACUUCGGUGAUGAAAUUCAUUUCUAAGAAGAACCGUCUUAUCUUCUUGGGUUCCCCUCAGGUAUCUGUGUCGGUUCUAGACGCUUUAUUCGACGCAGCAGCUACGCCGGAUUCCUCCUUUGAGGUAGCUGCUAUCAUCACUCAACCUCCCUCUGGUAGAGAUAGAGGAAGGAAAGUUAUGCCUUCGCCAGUUGCAAAACACGCUCUUGACCGCGGCUUUGCAUCUGAUAUGAUCUUCACACCUGCGAAAGCUGGUGAGGAACCCUUUCUUUCAGACCUCAAAGCUUUGGAGCCUGAACUCUGUGUCACUGCGGCUUAUGGGAAUAUACUGCCGACAAAGUUUCUAAACAUCCCAUCAACGGGUUGGUAAAUAUAUCUUUCCAUUUCUACCUCCGUCCCAGAAAAAAGAGUCCCGUUUUACCAUUGUAGAUAUUUUAUAAGGUACUACUCUCAUAAAUCAUACUUGUAUUUUUAAAUUUUAUUAGCUGGUUUAAAUGAAUAGAGAAUAUGCGACUUGUUUGUGACUCUAUUUAAUCAUUUUUUGGCAAAUUACACGAAAAGAUGUCUUAGUUUGAUCAAAGUGGACUCUUUUUUGGGACAAAAGAUGUGUUUAGGAUAUGACUUUUUUUGGGAUGGGGGAGAGCACUAUUAUGUGAAUUUAUUCAAUUACUUCCUUGGUACAUUGCUGAACCAUUCCUACUGAUGCAGUUUUUCUUUAUUGUUUCCAGUUGUACUUUUAUUUCGGUAACAGAAGGUUCCAAACCUGAAAUAAUUUGUUUGGUGAAACCAUGAUGACACAAUGCGUAGAUGUUUGUGAUCGGUCACAUAUUAAAACUCCGUUUUCCAAUUCUUUAUUAAUUUCUGUAUCACGAAUGAGUACAUAAGUACAUCAUUUGUUGUGUUUGUCUAGAUCAAGGGUGAAGCUCAUUAUGUAUCGGUGGACUAUUAAAUGUGCUUUCCAACACGUGAUGCUUUUCUUAAAUUGCAAGUGUAUUUAUUCAGUGAAAAAGCACAGUCAAUGUACAUCCAAGCUUGCUGCCUUUAUACCGUGGAGCUGCCCCUGUUCAAAGAUCACUACAGGAUGGUGUCAAAGAAACUGGGGUAUCAUUAGCAUAUACUGUUCGCCAACUUGAUGCUGGGCCAGUUAUUUCCUAUGAAAAAGUGGAAGUUGAUGAUAAAAUAAAGGCUCCAGAAUUACUCGAGCUACUCUUCUCACUAGGGUCGAGCCUUAUAAUCCGCGAGCUUCCCUCAAUUUUUGAUGGGUCGGCUAGGUUAAAGGCACAAGACCAAGAUGAAUCUCUAGCUACCGUGGCUCCAAAGAUAUGUCCUGACGAGUCAUGGCUAUCCUUUGAUGAAGAAGCCAAUGUCCUUCACAACAAGGUUCGAGCAUUUGCAGGGUGGCCUGGAACUAGAGCUAGACUUGCAGUCGUUGAUUCCAGAAGUAACCGGAAUAGCAUCAUAGAGCUGAAAAUCAUCACAACAAGAGUUCACAACAAUGUACUAACUCAGGAUGGUGAACAUGAUGAAUUGUUGUUCCGUAAAGGAUCCCUAAUAGUUCCGUGUGGUAGGGGCUCGACACUUGAAGUACUGGAAGUUCAAGUCCCAGGCAAAAAAGCGGUUAAUGCAGCUGCUUUUUGGAAUGGUUUGCGAGGCCAAAGAUUAAAAAAGAUUAAAGUAUAGAAGCUCAAGCACAUAAAGAGAGCUUCAACUCCUUCAAGGGGUAGCCUUAGGGCAAGGUGGUCCCAGAAGAUUCAGUCAAGUCAAUUUUAUCAGCGUCUGCCUCUCCCUGUCGAAGCACCAAAUCAAGGAUGCAACAGCCAAUACGGUGGCAGAUUUUUAUGUGAUUGAGAAAGAAGUUGGAAUGCCUAUGAAUGUUAUGACUUAUGAGAUGAACUAAUACAUCUUGUUUUAUACUUUAAUGAUGAGUUUUAUUAGUAUUCUUUAAAUUUUUUACUUUGAUGUAAUUUUCAUAUUCAAAAUAAUUUCGUAUUAAAGAAUAUCAUUAAUCAAAGUUGAUUGUCAUUGAUCAAGAAAAAUCAAUUUGACGAACCUUUUCGAGAUGGAGUUUGGAGGGAG
Messenger RNA from Cuscuta europaea, 2305 nucleotides. NCBI's taxonomy places the organism in Eukaryota, Viridiplantae, Streptophyta, Magnoliopsida, Solanales, Convolvulaceae. The record is from the annotation of a GenBank genome assembly.